GGAAAAGCAAGGGACCUAAUAGCGUCAGUACAGUUGUCCGAUGAGAACUAUCCGAGAGCUAUCGAACUUCUUCUUAGUACAUACAAUAGACCGGAUGUACUACGAAACAAACUCGUGGAUCAGCUCGAGGCUCUACCACCAGCAGAGCCUACGCCAACGGAUCAACGUACUACACUAUGCAAAAUCAAAUCGAUAUGGGUCCAACUCACCAACUUAAAGGAGCAACCUGGGUCGACGGCGACCAUGAAGAUAAUCAGAUCGAAGUUCCCUCAGAAGACAAGGGAGAAAGUCGGAGAGAUGCGUAGAAGAGGAGAUAAUUGGACGGCUGAGGAGCUACUUGACGCCUUCGAUAAGGUCAUUGACCAGCUGGAAGUGAUGGAGGAUACGGAUCCUACUCCUCAGGUCAGAUCGAGGUCGCAUGCAGUCAUCGAAAGACGUAGUAGUCCAAGACCGAAGAACACAAUCUUGAGGAGAUGGUCGAAGGAAAGAAGUCCAAGUUCCAGCAGAGACAGAUCACCAAAGAGGUAUUCUCACAACAUGAGGAAACCUCAGAAACUACAGGAGCCUCGCUGCAACUUCUGCCUAAGAAGAAGACACACGACGGCAGAUUGCGAAGAAGUGGUUACUCCUUACGAGAGAAGAAAAUUGGUAAUACAGUCACGUCUCUGUUGGAAGUGCUUGGAACACGGACACAGAGGAUCCCAUUGUGAUGCUCCACAGUGCUACAAAUGUGGCCGUGGCCAUCACAAAUCCCUAUGUUACAAAGAGGAUAAAGUACGCAGUUCCAGCAGGUCUAACAGCCCCACUCCAAGGCGUACAAGGAGAGAGUCAGCCGAGAGUUACUCCUCAGACGCAAACUCAAGAAGAGGGUACAGAGCAAGAUCUCCGUCAUCGAGCCCUGAGCCACGAGGAAGAUCCCCUACGAGAAGAACGGACCGUUACCGUAGAGGAUCCCCUCACCCAAAAGUAGGGUUCAGACGCUCGCCUACGACACACACAUACUCCAAUCACUCCCCUAGUCCAGUUCGAGCAAGGAAAUACGAAACCCCCUCGGAAAGUGAAGCGGAAGGAUUUUUUGAUUAUCAGGAAGAAGAGAUUCCGGAAGUCAACGCUACUCAAAUCACAACGUUGACGAACCGGAACAGGAACGCCAGAGCUACCAGACAAGAAGUAGCAAGUCUGUUCAAUCCUCCACGUCUCAUGAUAAUCAGAGCGUUAACAAUCAACAAGUUCACCAAAACGGAGCAGUUACUCACAGUGCUCCUCGAUAGUGGCUCGCAACACAGUUUCAUCAAGGAGGAUACAGCACAGAAUCUGGGCCUAGACAUGGAAACACCUCAGGACAUUACUACAAUCACCUUCGGAGGCCAUUCCCACACAGAAAAAUCGUAUCGCGUCAAAGUCGUACUUCGCAACAAAAUCAACGGUCGACCGACAACACUCCUCCUUUGGACACGGAAGUCCAUUACUACAGUUUCGUUGGACACGGACGAAGACGAGGAAUGCAGCAGUACUCGAAAUGGAAAAUCCACGGAAGUUGAUGUCUUGAUAGGCAUGGACUAUUACUGGGAAGUCGUCGAAUUCAAUUCAAACCGUCAACUCCCCUCAGGCCUUGUACAAUCAAACACAAGGUUCGGACCAGUCCUAUCAGGAUAUCAAUCACCGCCAUCGUCGAGAGUGCAUUCAACGUCGGAUGGAGUCUCAGCCGAAGAACACCAGAGCUCUUCAGUCGAGACAGACCAGAUAGUCCAACAGCUUUUCGGAUUGGAGUCGGUCGCAACGAAGGAAGACAUUGACGAUUCAGAUGCGAGCAUAAUACAGCAUUUUUACGAUACACCAAGUGGAAGGAGUAUCACGGAGGACAUAGAAGGCUUCGCAGGAAACGUACCACGCUUUAUUACAGUCACAGGAAAAGUCCAGUACGACUUAGUAGUUUUUUCGGAUGCGUCGCAGAGGGUCUACGCUGCAGUAGCAUACCUAGUAUGCCGACCUGCAAAAGGAAAACCCUUCAGCAACUUGAUCUUCUCCAAAGCCAAAUUGGCCGACAUGAAGAAGACUACUAUUCCACGACUUGAACUACUGGGCUCCGUCCUGGCAGCCAAAUUGGUUCGUUUCCUUCGAAAGCACCUUCAGUCUGUAACUACUUCAUCGGUAGAGGGUUACAGUUCAUUUAUUCCAUUUCAUAAAACUAAUUCAUAUUCAAAAUUACUUCGUAUUACAGCUUACGUUCUGAAGUACAUAGUCACACUCUGGCAUAAAAGCAAAGAUGGGAGCCUCGUGUCACAGACGACAGCGAUCACUGCAGACGACAUAAAAGCAGCAGGAAUCGUUCUCCUUCGGGAACACUAUCGAGAAGGACACCUUCAACUCCUAGGUCGCACGGUGAAACGACUCCGGAUAACGCUUGACGACGAAGGAAUCUAUCGCGCCAACCUACGUAUGGCGAAUGCAGAUAUGAAAGAGUCCGCAAAGGCUCCAAUUCUGCUCCUGCCAAAACAUCAGUUGACGAGACUUAUUGUUACGGAGAAGCAUAAGAAACUAUUCCACGCCGGAGCACCGCACUUGAUCUCGGAGCUGAGGGAUCACUAUCUCAUACCGAGAAUUCGGAGAGUAUCGGCUCUGAAGAAGACAGUUCACAGAAGGAUUCUAGACCUGUGGACCCUCCAAACCCUUAUUUCAGAAAUAGAGGCGACACUUAACACUCGCCCGAUUACUCCAGUGGUGACCAGUUCAACAGACACGGGAUUUGUACUACGACCGAUUGACCUCAUUAACCCAUACUUCACACCAUCUAAUAUGGGGUCAAUCGAUAGUACUAACAUUUCCGACUCUCACGAAGAACUAAUGCAGUCAUACUCAGUACUCCAGGAUGCCCUAGAAACGUUCUGGCAGCAUUGGCACAAAGAUUAUCUGCAGAAUCUGGCCGAGCGGAACCAAAAAAGACUUCCGCAGAAGCAAGGUUCAAAGAGUAGUCCAAGAGUCGGAGAUGUUGUACUAAUAAAACAAGAGAAUAUUUCACGUCGUCAUCGUUCAAUCAAUCAAUUAAUCCCACUGGAAGUUUCGACAGAAGACAAAGCAAUUACGCCGAAGCAAAAACGAGUCGAGCAGCCAACACGAAUCCAGCCGGACAGAAGAGUGAAAAGAAGAACUCCCAGGAAGGAUCCGCCCAGUAGUACUCGUGGUUGGUCUCGUCGAGCAUCUGUUCGAGGUAGGUCUUCUGGUGCUACUCAUAGUUCAUCUCGUCCCCCUCAGUCCACACCGGCUCAACCGCCCCGUGGUAGUUCACGUCCGCCAGUUGGGUCAGAUCAAUCCCGCCCCCCUUCCACAUCGUCUCCAUUUGUGGAGCCCGAGGUUCGCAGCUCUUGGGCAGAGCAGGUAUCUUCGGAAGGUCCCCAGGCUGUGUCGAAGGAAAAGGAGAAGGACGGAAACGAAGCGGACGUGGAGAUUUUGACGGCGACGUCGACAUCGAGCGCGGGAAAGAAGGCGAAAGAUGCGACAGAUGGGGAAGAAGAGAUGGAUACUUCAGAGGUUGGCAAGACCAACCCUCCAUUAGUUCAUAAUGUCGAUCCAGGGGAAUGGGCACCAACUACGAUGGCCCCCACUCAGUCAACUUUUACAGUGCCAGGCACAUCGUGGGAGACGGCAAUUACGGCUGGAAGAAACAUCCAGAGGGAUAGAGAAGAAAAGGACGAAGCCCUCAAAAGAAGGAAGGAAAGGAUGGAAGCCGUCGUUACGUUCUUAGAAGAGUACAUGGACAGGAGAGACAGGCAGAGAGAAAGGGAUGGAAGAGCGGAACCGCCACUCAGAGUCAAUCCUGCGCCUAGUACACUACAACGUAGGCCCAUUGUGACCCCUCAUAGUACAUUCCAGGUUGAGCCGUAUACUGUCGAAGAGCUUACAGCUCGUCAGUUCAGA
Ostertagia ostertagi is the source of this 3915-nucleotide messenger RNA. NCBI's taxonomy places the organism in Eukaryota, Metazoa, Nematoda, Chromadorea, Rhabditida, Trichostrongylidae. The record is from the annotation of a GenBank genome assembly.